ACUGUCAGCACACAGGGGAGCACAGGAGGCAUUGAUGGUGAAGUCCAGAUUAGGAAUAUCGCGGUGACUCAGAUAUUUGGUGGGGAACACGAAGCUGUGAGCUAGCCUCCGACCUAGGUUUACACUCACGAAAGACCACCGCACCUCUCACAGCCCAGGGAGCUGGGCUCUAAACCAUUGCCAAUUACGCAACUCACGGGACCCCCCCCACCAACUCAUCGAAACCGCGGAAUAUUCCUGCCUAACUGGAGGAGCUCGCAAGCACAGAAAGGCUACAUCACUCUGCAAGAGGAAGGACAUGCUGCCUCUGUCCUCUUCUUAAAAAGAGGGGAAGGAUUGGGCUAUUGAGCUGAGGUAGUGUUUCGGAAUUGAACAACAUGGCCAAGAGAGGCACCUACGAUCUGGGAAAGGCGAAAGAGGACCCUUACUCUCCCAGAGCCUUUAAAAGAUUCUUCACAGAUGAUGAGGCAGAUGAUCUGAAUCGAACUUUGGAAGUGGAGAGUUUUGAGGACAUUGACUUUGACCCAGAUCCUGCAAAGGCUAGCUGGAAUGAUGAUGAUAAUGAUUUGGACUACCUUCGUAAAUCACCCUCCUGCAGUCCCCAAACACUCCCCACUGGUCUGGCUCCAGAUAGUCAGGAAACGAAGACAUCAUUUGGGGCUGAGCUUUCUGCUGGAGAUGUGUUGGUAUCUGAAGGAGGAAGCCCAAAGCCUCAUUCUAGGUUCAAGACAAAUACAGUUGGAAAGGGCAGCGUUUCCUCAGAUGAUUUGGAUCCUGAAGAGCAGAAGCUGAUGUUGGAAAAGCCAACACAGGUCAGGUACCAGGCAGACGAAGAUAAAGCAUCUGAAGUUGAGAGCUUGGACAAAAUGAAAAAGCCAGUGGGUCAAACUGACACAGGUCAGAGCAGCAAAGGGCAAGGAGAAACCACGAUCCUCUCCCACUGGAAACCCAACAUUGCCAACAAGGUAUUUGUUCAGAUGAAUGAGUUGAUGAUGGACGGAAACCUACAAAAUUACUGGCAAGAGUCUGGACGGUGGAUAAAGUACGAGGAGAAUCUGGACAAAGAUACAAACCGCUGGAGCAAAGCCCAUGUUCCUUUUCUCACAUUCAGGAGUCUCCUGGAACUCCGAAGGACAAUUACCAAAGGUGCCAUCAUGCUUGACCUGAAGGAGACCACAUUACCUGGCAUCGCUGUCCAGGUGGUGGAGAUGAUGAUCGCUGUGGAUCAGAUCAAAGCAAAACAAAGAUCCUGUGUGCUGAAAGCCUUGUUCCUGGAACACAGACCAAACACAGUUGGUAUAGAAGUAUCAAAGCUCUCAUUGGGUACUAAAGAUACUGAAAUACAGAUGUCCAUCUUUGAAAAGGGAGGCACGGAGAAGAAAUAUUACUCCGAAAUAAUGGAGAAAAUCCCUGAAAACACAGAAGCCACUGCUGUUCUCGUGGGUUGUGAGAAUUCUCUAACUAAACCAACCAUGGCCUUUGUGCGAUUGGACCAAGCUGUUGACCUCAAGACAGUUCUAGAAGUUUCCAUCCCCGUUCGGUUCCUUUUUGUGCUCCUGGGACCCAAGUCUGUGAAAAUGGACUAUCACGAAAUUGGACGUUCAAUCUCUACUUUAAUGUCGGACAAGGAAUUCAACAGAGUGGCCUAUGAGAGUCAAAGCCGCGAUGACUUGCUUAAUGGAAUCAACGGGUUCCUGGACUGCAGCAUUGUCAUUCCUCCCUUGGAAAUCCAAGGCAAGGAGCUACUGAGAUCGAUCAUUCCUUUUCAGCAUGAGAUGCUGAAGAAGAGAUUGGGGCAGCGCGAGGACCAAUUGGCUAGAGAAGGCAAACUCCAGGAGUCAGGCGAAAAUAAAGCAAAGCUGCCAGAAGAUGAUGACCCUCUGCGGAGGACAAGGAAGCCGUUUGGGGGCCUCGUUCGGGAUAUAAAGCGUCGCUACCCCAAAUACCUGAGCGAUAUCACUGAUGCCCUAAAUGCACAGUGCCUGGCAGCUGUCAUCUUCAUUUACUUUGCUGCCUUGUCUCCGGCCAUCACAUUUGGAGGCCUCCUCAGUGAGAAGACGGAAGGUCUGAUGGGUGUCUCUGAGCUGAUUAUUUCCACCGCAAUCCAGUGCAUUAUAUUCUGCCUGAUCGGUGCUCAGCCCCUGCUGGUGCUGGGUUUCUCCGGUCCCCUGUUAGUGUUUGAGGAAGCGUACUACAAAUUCUGCCAGAGCUUCAAGUUGAAUUACCUGGUUGGCCGGGUUUGGAUUGGCUACUGGAUGAUUAUCAUUGUGAUACUUCUUGUGGCCUUUGAGGGCAGCUUUUUGGUCCGCUAUAUUUCCCGAUUCACCCAGGAAAUCUUCUCCUUCUUGAUCUCCUUGAUUUUCAUCUUCGAAACCUUCGCCAAACUGGUAAAGAUUUUUAAAGCACACCCGCUGAAUGAGAGUUACAACUUGACAGUUGUCAAUGGCACCAUAGAUUGGUCAGCGCCACAGCCGAACACCGCCCUCCUCUCCUUACUGCUGAUGGCUGGUACCUUCUUUAUGGCCAUUUUCUUGAGGAUGUUGAAAGUUAGUCGAUUCCUUCCAGGAACUAUCCGGCGUGUAAUUGGGGAUUUUGGUGUUCCCAUUUCCAUCCUCAUCAUGGUGCUGGUCGAUAUCUCCAUCACAGAUACCUACACACAGAAACUCAGUGUGCCAAAUGGCCUUGCACUCACCGAACCUAGUAAGAGAGAGUGGUUUAUCUUUCCAAUUCAUGAGAAGUUCCCCUACUGGAUGAUGCCUGCCUCCGUUGUUCCAGCCAUCCUGAUUUUCAUCCUCAUUUUCAUGGAGUCUCAAAUCACAACGCUCAUUGUCAGUAAACCAGAGAGGAAGAUGGUGAAAGGUUCUGGGUUCCACGUGGACCUGUUGCUGAUUGUGUGCAUGGGUGGAAUCAGUGCCAUGUUCGGAUUGCCUUGGCUCAGCGCCACCACUGUUAGAUCCAUCACCCACUGCAAUGCCUUGACCGUGAUGAGCAAGUCCGUAGCACCGGGGGAGAAGCCUCAGAUUCAAGAGGUGAAGGAACAGAGAGUAACUGGAAUAUUGGUUGCCAUUCUUGUAGGCCUCUCUAUUGUGAUCGGACCAAUUCUGAGUAAAAUUCCACUUGCUGUACUCUUUGGAAUCUUCCUGUACAUGGGAGUGACAUCUCUGAACGGAAUCCAGCUGUUUGAUCGCAUACUCCUUUUGUUAGUUCCGCCCAAGUACCACCCUGACUGUGCCUAUAUUCGCAAGGUCAAGACUUGGCGUAUGCAUGUCUUCACUUUUAUUCAAAUUAUCUUCCUCGCGAUCCUGUGGGCAGUGAACUUGACCAAAGCUUCCUUGGCCUUCCCCUUCGUGCUCAUCAUGACCGUACCCAUCAGAUACUUUGUGCUCAACAAGAUCUUCACUCCUAUAGAACUUAACAGUCUGGAUAGCGAUGAAGUUGAACCCAACUUUGAUGAGAAGGAAGGACAGGAUAUUUAUGAUGAGACUAUAAUGCCCAACUAAGGACCUCAGGCCCAUGAAGAGCACAGCACCCCUGUUUGCAACUUAUUUCUCCUGUUUAAUAGUGGAACGGAAACCUGCACAAUAGUUAAAGGGGAGAUGAGUAGCUCCCUAAAUCGCUUUAUAUAAUCAUUCAAUCAUUGCUUUGCUGCUUAGCCUCUCUAGUCAAGCUUUAGAGGUGCACAAAUGUUAAAGGACAGCAGAGGCAGGGAGUUGUAAGUAGAAAAAUAUCCCAUUGUGUACUUGAUGACUCAAUUCAUAAAUUCGAUGGUUACCCUUAAUCCUAAUGUGGAGACCUCCUUUUCAGGAGAUGCAAUAUCAUGUAUUUUACCUAAAAUAUCUCAGGUGUCAAUAAUAAUGAUAAUAAUGCUUACAUUUGAUAAAGCGCCUUAUCACGACCCCCACACCCAUACCCCCCCACACACACACAUCCACCCACACACACACAACCACUGCGUGAUAAACAAAGCCCUACUGUUGUGUUGUUAGGCAUUUUCUUACUCAAAACAAAGCACAUCGGGUCACAGUCCACAGAUGUAAAUCCUGCUGAGUUUUCGAAUUGAACUUCAGAAGAUUGCAAAACUACUUUCUCUAUCUUGUUCAGGCCUCAGGUUUGUGGAUUCAUUGUUUUUUUUAACUGAACUCUGGCAUGAAGAUUUUACAAAUGGCCGUGGUGAAAUCACUUCAUUGCGUUGAUUGUUAGUUGACAGACUUGGCUUCAGAAUAGGACCAAGGGUCAUGUGAACCUUCGGGUAUGGAAUGGUCAAGUUAUGUUGACAAACCCUUUAAGAAUCUCUUGGGUUUACCUUUUUUUCUUCUCUCUCUCCCUCCUGGGUAGUAUAGGCAUAGACCAAUCUGGUGCUUUAGUCCUAAAGGAAUUUGGAUUGUAUAGUUUUAUUCAUUUCCAACACGUGCAAAUUGCUAUCCCGGCUUCAUAAACUUUCCCCUCAGCUCAAUAAGACAUUGAAUGUUUAACAGGUGGUUGCAAUAAAAAACAAAAGCUGUUUUUUAAAAAAAAUAUAUAUUUUAAUCAAAUGAAUUUUAUAGGCUAGUUGCUUUGAUUGAGAUCCAGUUAGCCUGUUAUAUUUUCUUACUUUGUAAUCCAAUUGUCAGUUAUUGAUUUUUAUCGAUUGAUCCUUUUCUACGGCAAGUUUUAUACCUUGAAACAUUUCUUUUACGUUAUUCAUUUUCUUUGACUAUUGCCAUUGCAUACGUGCACACUGAUAAACACUGCACGAUUUCAUUUGUGUAUCUCUCCAAUUCUCUGUGGGUUAGAGGCAUUUUCUAUGUGUCCGUAGACUUCAUACUGAUCGAGUCCUGUAAGACUUUGAUUUGCUUUGCAAAAUUUGCUAGCAACAAAAUUGCUCUUAGCUGAUUUUUUAAAGACAUCAGAAAGGACUUUCCUUUGAAGCCCUGGUCUUUGGAUAAACGGUGUGGGACAAUGCAACGUUUUAUAACAGAUUCAAUGUGAUAAUUAGCACAUCAAGUGUGUUAUCACAUGCCACAUAUUUUCAUGUUGAUAAAUUGUAACUCAUUUACUGAUUGUGAGCCGUUUGAAUAAAGUUUGCUUAAUCUGUAGAAGAUCGCUAAAUAUAAUUGUGGUGAAGCGUUAGGAAUGUGGCAAACUGACUACCUACCUAUCUGCUGAAAGGGAUUUGAUGUAUUUUUGUAAAAAUGUAGUCUUACACGCCCUGCAAACGCUGGUGCAUGCAUGAGGGAAGAGUCAGCUUAAAGGAACGGAGGCAGACAUUUAUAUUGGUAAAUUGGUCAUUUCCUGAUACUUUGUGAUUUUGUUUUAGAUUAGAUUGAAUCUUUUUAAUAAAAGCGUCUUCGAACAAU
This is a messenger RNA of Callorhinchus milii (elephant shark), 5336 nucleotides long. Its product is annotated as anion exchange protein 2. Gene Ontology annotation, biological process: monoatomic anion transport; regulation of intracellular pH; transmembrane transport. Gene Ontology annotation, molecular function: monoatomic anion transmembrane transporter activity; bicarbonate transmembrane transporter activity; solute:inorganic anion antiporter activity. Gene Ontology annotation, cellular component: basolateral plasma membrane; plasma membrane. Lineage: Eukaryota; Metazoa; Chordata; Chondrichthyes; Chimaeriformes; Callorhinchidae. The record is from RefSeq and is a predicted model, not a curated record. The transcript is spliced from 23 exons. Bases 378 to 3500 code for a protein of 1040 amino acids.